UGCAUGGACCAGAGCGUGACAGCCUCGCUCCACGCACGGCUUGAACGAACCCAUGGGCUUGGUUGCAAUCACCAGCUUGCUCCAUCCAGGACUCCUUGAUCCUACAGGCACUCAGGCCACCCCCAAGGGACUUGUUCCCCGCACAUGGAAUCGAUACCUGCAUUACACGCUGGUCCCUUGUGCUCGUUGAUAAAUUGAUCCUCGCCCGCGGUGUCCAGCACCUGCUGCUUACCUGCCUCGUCGUUGUACACUCGUCCUUUCAUUUCGCGACCAGCUUCCUGUGUCAAAGUCCCCUUCGCUGUGUGAAGGGGUCGUACAGCAUACAAACGCAGGCCGUCUGCAGCCUUGCCCCAUAUUCUCUCCUCUUCCUGCAUCUUUAAAGAACCGGUUCUGUUGAGCUCUUCUUGUAUCUCUCCAUACCUCUUGGUGCGAGCAUCGCCGCAAGUAUGGCUGACACUUCCGGGACAAAACCAGAGCUCCACGAAGAGAAGACGGAGAGGCGUGCGUCCGUCUUCGACGAUGAUCAACGCCGUAGGCAGUCCGUCCAGGAUCUCACCAACAAUGUAACCGGCGAGAUCCGCAACCCGCUUGUUGGAAUCCCCAAGGAAGCUCUUCUUGAGGAUGUCGAGCUCUUUGCCAAUGAAAACGGCUUGACUGACAUCCUUCCCCUUCUGCGAAAGGGUGCUCUUCUUGCCCAAGACCCAACAAACAUCGACGGCUUGGAAGACAUUGAUGAUGCUGAGCGCGAGGAGCUCCACCUGGAGUUCACCAAGCGCUGGAGGCACCCUCGCAUGCUCUACUUCACCAUCAUCCUCAACUCUAUCGCCGCUGCCAUCCAGGGUUGGGACCAAACCGGGUCCAACGGCGCCAACCUAACCUUCCAGGACCAAUUCGGCAUCCCAGACAGCGGCGCCAAGUGCGAGGCCGAAGGCACCUGCGACAAGAACUCUUGGAUUGUCGGCUUUAUUAAUUCUGUUCCCUACAUUGCGAUUGCCUUCUUUGCCGGAUGGAUAUCUGAUCCCAUCAAUCACUUGAUCGGUCGCAGAAAGACCAUUUUCAUUGCCGCCAUCUUCAGUCUGUUGGCUCCCAUUGGCUCGGCGCUAACGCAGCAUUGGGGUCAGCUUGUCGCAUGUCGUAUCUUGCUUGGAAUUGGAAUGGGUUUGAAAGAAGUCACCGUGCCUGUGUUCUCGGCAGAGGUAGCUCCUGCAAACAUUCGAGGCGGUCUUGUCAUGACGUGGCAAGUUUGGACAGCGUUUGGUAUCUUCCUCGGUACCUGCGCAAACUUGGCUGUCAAGGACACUGGACGCAUCUCAUGGCGCCUUCAGCUUGGAAGUGCUUUCAUUCCCGCGAUCCCCCUGGUUCUUGGCAUCAUGUUCACUCCCGAAUCCCCUCGUUGGCUGAUGCAGAAGAAGCGGUACAGAAAGGCAUAUGAAUCUUUCCUCCGCUUCCGAAUGACCCCAAUUCAGGCUGCUCGUGAUUUGUAUUAUGCCCACGCUCUUCUGCGCCAGGAAGACAUCCUCGUAGCAGAGUCCGGACUGGCUAAGAAUGGUAACCUCUUCACUCGUUUUGUCGAGCUGGCUACCAUCCCGCGCGUUCGGCGUGCCGCCCAAGCUUCCGGUAUCGUUAUGAUUGGUCAGCAAAUGUGCGGUAUCAACAUCAUCGCCUUUUACAGCUCCACGAUCUUCCAAAAGGCAGGUGCAAGCGUGACAGGCGCUCUGCUUGCUUCCUGGGGUUUCGGUUUGAUCAACUUCCUCUUCGCUUGGCCAGCCGUGUACACAAUCGACACGUUUGGUCGACGAGCUUUGCUUCUCUUCACUUUCCCUAACAUGUGCUGGACCCUUUUGGCAGCCGGUUUCUGCUUCUACAUUCCAUCUAGCAACAAGGCCCAUCUGGGUUUGAUCGCGUUCUUCAUCUACCUGUUCGACGCAUUUUACAGCCCUGGUGAAGGACCAGUACCUUUCACCUAUUCCGCAGAAGUCUUCCCGCUUUCUCACAGAGAGGUGGGUAUGUCUUGGGCAGUCGCUACGAACAACUUCUGGGCCUCUGUUCUCGCACUCACGCUGCCGCGCAUGCUACGCGCCUUUGGCAACCCUGGAACUUUCGGCUUCUAUGCCGGUCUCAACUUCAUUGCGUUCUGGAUGAUCUUCUUGUGGCUUCCAGAGACCAAGCAGCGCACACUCGAAGAGCUUGACUACGUGUUUGCCGUGCCGACUCGCACGCACACGAAGUACCAGGUCACCGAAGUCGCGCCGUACUGGUUCAAGACAACCAUUCUUCGCCAGAAGGGUCUCAAGGAGCCACAGCUAUAUAAGUUCGACAAUGUCGAAGCUCCAAGCGCAAACUUGCUGGAGAACGAGGCUGCUGCGGCCAAAAAGACCUCUGGCGAAGUUUAGACUAUCUGGUAUACAUCUAAUUCGCACUACAAUGGAAGGACGAUUGCAUGAUACUUCAAAGCGGUGAUGGAAACAACACAUGUCAUGAAAUCCGUUAUCUGUUUCAUGAAAUUGUAUCAAAGAGUAAGCGUGGCGAUGAUCAUGGGAGAGGUCUUAGUGGGUGACCUGGGGUUCGUUAUGGCGGGACUCACUAUCUCAGUCGUUUCCUCUUCAUAUACCCCCAGAUCGAUCAUUACGUAGUUGUUUAUUCAAGAACCCCAUAAUACAAAGCUCUUAGGAGAAAA
This is a messenger RNA of Verruconis gallopava, 2677 nucleotides long. RefSeq lists its product as uncharacterized. The transcript has 6 exons. Gene Ontology annotation, cellular component: membrane. Lineage: Eukaryota; Fungi; Ascomycota; Dothideomycetes; Venturiales; Sympoventuriaceae. Gene Ontology annotation, molecular function: myo-inositol:proton symporter activity. The record is from RefSeq and is a predicted model, not a curated record. Gene Ontology annotation, biological process: transmembrane transport. Bases 447 to 2393 code for a protein of 648 amino acids.